Messenger RNA from Cuscuta epithymum, 549 nucleotides. The record is from the annotation of a GenBank genome assembly. NCBI's taxonomy places the organism in Eukaryota, Viridiplantae, Streptophyta, Magnoliopsida, Solanales, Convolvulaceae.
AUCUAUCUAGUUCACCCAAAUCUGUGCUAAACAAAUACACCAUAUAUUUUCCUUUGACAGAAUACUCCCAGAAGUUUAAGGCUUUAAUUUUCAAAGUUACAAAAAGUCCAGCCAGUUGGAACUUGGAGGCCUCAUCUCAUCUCAAUGUUUACCCAGAAGAAUCAUAACCAUGCUUUGGGGCAAGAACUCCAUGAAGAUCAUAAACAUGAUAUUCCAGCAUACAAAGAAGUUGUGGCAAAGAGCAAAGAUUUUCUCAUGAAAAAUUUUCCAGAUAUUUAUGAUGAGUCCUUACAUAUCCUUGAAAAGCUUGAGGAGAUGAAAAGGCAAAGAAAGGAAAGGAAAAGUCGGGUUGUGCAAAGAAGUUUGAGUCUCGGCUCACCCCGAAAGUUUAAGCUUCAAAGGUUUAGAGUAAAGACUCCAAAUGUAAUUCUCGUGACUCGACCCGAGGGUCAAGGUGGUCAAUUUAGCAACCAAACUAAUGGUUCCAAAGACAUUAUUAGUGGAUCUUAAUCAGUACGAGUAUUUUAUUUUAGAAAUUAGUAAGUUGCA